Messenger RNA from Emiliania huxleyi CCMP1516, 975 nucleotides. RefSeq lists its product as hypothetical. Bases 1 to 975 code for a protein of 324 amino acids. The transcript has 4 exons. The record is from RefSeq and is a predicted model, not a curated record. Lineage: Eukaryota; Haptophyta; Isochrysidales; Noelaerhabdaceae. Gene Ontology annotation, molecular function: protein binding.
AUGACCGGCCGCUGGCGAGGCGGCUCGGCGGGGCCGCUGGGCAUCGCGUUGCAAGCGGGGCACUCUGAGGACAACCAGCAGGUGGUGCGGCUGUUGCUCGAGCACGUGCUGCGUAACCCGCCGGCCGACGACCGCACAGGCUGGCCACCCGCUUGGGCCGAGUACGCUGACGGCGCGGCGGUGCAGGCGGAGCGGCUGAGGCUGGCGGCACGCGCGGCCAACGAUAACGCCUCCCUCUCGCGCGCCUACCGGCAUGGCCUCACCUCGGCCAGCACGGCGGUGCAGCGGCUGCUCGAGCUGCCCGGCAUCGACAUCGAUGCCCUCGAGCCCAUCGGAGGCUGGUCGGCGCUCGCGCACGCGGCGAGCCAGGGCGACGCGCCCGAGGUGGCCUUCCUGCUCUCUAAGGGCGCGCGCGGCUCCGCCGAGGCGAGCGCGAGGGUGCGGCGCGGCCGCGACGCCCUCGCUGAGGCUUUCCGCGGUGGGCACAACGCCGUGGUCGAGCUGCUGCUGGCGACGCCCACUUGCGCGCCGUCGGAGGAGGAGGCGCUCGCGUGGCGGAAGCUCAACACGACGGGGCGCUGGCUCGGCCGUGCCGCGUGCCUCGACUCGGCCGAACAGGUGCGCAAGUGGCUGGUCUUCGCCGAGAGCAACAAGAGCCCGCAGGAGCGGAGCGAGGCCCUCGAGUACCGAGGCUCUGACAGGUUCACCGCGAUGCACUUCGCGGCGCGCCACGGCUCGAUCGCGGUGGUGGCGCUGCUGCUGCGCGCCAGCGCCGACCCUUUCGCCAAGGACGUCUACGGCAAGUUCCCGCACCACUACGCGCGGCUCUACCGUCACGAGGCCGUGCUCCGGCUGCUGCCCGCGCUCAGCCCGGAGCAAGAGGAGCAGCUGACAAACGACGAGGAGCGCGCCAUCCGGGCGGAGCAGGAGCGCUGGCGGCGGAUGGCCGCGCUCGAGGGCCUGAUCUGGAUGUGA